AUGUCAGAAGCACCUAAGCCUCAUCAGAAGGAAGGGUUCAUGGAGAGGUUCUUCCACCACCAUCGCGAGGAAGCCAAACGAGAGGAUGAGCAACACCAAAAUACACAACAACACAACGAGCAUGGCAAGGAGCCUCAACAUUCCAAGGAGUCUAAAUUGGAUAAGUUUAAGGACUACAUGCAUGAGGAAGAGGACCUCGAUGAGGCUGGACAGACUUAUGCUGGGCUGAUGUGA
Messenger RNA from Aspergillus ochraceoroseus IBT 24754, 234 nucleotides. RefSeq lists its product as uncharacterized. The coding region runs from base 1 to 234 and encodes 77 amino acids. The transcript is spliced from 2 exons. NCBI's taxonomy places the organism in Eukaryota, Fungi, Ascomycota, Eurotiomycetes, Eurotiales, Aspergillaceae. The record is from RefSeq and is a predicted model, not a curated record.